Molecule: messenger RNA, 6163 nt
Organism: Dermacentor andersoni
Lineage: Eukaryota; Metazoa; Arthropoda; Arachnida; Ixodida; Ixodidae
Cellular component (GO): chitin-based extracellular matrix
Molecular function (GO): structural constituent of chitin-based larval cuticle
Source: RefSeq, a predicted model, not a curated record
GGAGCCGGGCGACGACCAGCUACUAGUUGGGCUUCCCUCUCGCGGACGUCGUCAUUCGCCACAUGCGGUCUGCGCCGGAGAGGACGACCCGUGCCCGCCGCCGCUUAUAAGAGUCGCACGGACCGAUACCGCGUCUUUUUGACAUCCGCGGUUCAUGCCUUCCUGGCCAGCUCAGAAUAGAGGAGCAACGAGCGUGCGACAACAUGUGCCGACAGGUCUCUUGGACGCUAUGGGCGCUUUUGGCAGCAAUGCUGCUGCUGCAGCCAGACGCCUGCGCUGGGUCUCGCCACUCUGAAUCUAUACUGCGGGCAAUGACGGCAGCUGCAAAGCCCACCAAGGACUACAGCUUCAGCAUGGACGAUGUCUACGCUUCUCCGGCGACCAUGGAGAAAUACAUGAACUCGUACAGUUUCCCAGGACCGGUGGACUACGUGUCCGCCGCCACUAUGCCUUCGGACGGUGGAGCAUUUGAGUUUUACCCGACGCUUACGUCGGGUUCCGUCUUCGAUAACUUCGCCUUCAGUCCAACGAUCAAACUCGACGAACUGGCUGCGUACCAAGAGCCAACGGGCCACGUAGCCAAGCACUCUAGUCGCAACAAGGGCAAGAAAGUUUGGAGGCUCAAGGAGGACGACGUCGACGAGUUUGGAGAUGAAGGAACGCGACACGCGACCAUCAAAAACGGCGGGAAACGCGAAGAGUGGAGACGGCCGGACGCCAAGCGGAACUCGGAAGAGUCCCGCUCCGUCGAAGAGGAAGGGGCGGCGGCGGUGGCUGGCCGCAGAAGGAGACCGAACGGAAGUUCCGGGUCGUAUUUCAGGGGCGUUCCCGAACAGGACGAGGACAGUUCCGAGGAAGAAGGUGGAGGGGACACGCCUCGAGAAGACGAGAGGGCCGAGACGUCGCCAACGACGUCCCUCAGUGACCGCGACGAGAUCGCUUACUCUCGAAGCAACAGCAGGCGUCCUUUCGUUCGCGUGAAGAACAGCGGAGCGCUCACCAGCGAAGAGGCUUCGUCAUCUGAAGAAGGGCGUAGGGGGGCUGCGGCGCCUCUGCGAAACUACGAGACCGGGCCUAGGAGCAACGGCAACGGAGAUGGGCGAGGUUCUACUACGACGACGACUGCAAAUCAGAGGUUCGAGAACGGACGAAGAAGAAACGUCGGCAAUGGUGGCUACGGAAACAGUGGCGAGCUACCUUCGUUCGCGGUCGAAACCAGCGGCAGUAGAACCGAAGGAGCCCCCGGGGUUCGCGGAGGAAACAGCAACGACGACGUCAGGGAUGUCAGGUACAACUCUUACAACGGCAACGGUAACGGCAUCGACAGCGCUGUGCGGUUGGUGAGCGGCCCUGCGCUACGUGACGCCUUCACUGCGACGCUCACGACGACGACCGAAAGGCCCGAAGUUGGCAACGGUCUAAUACUAUUGAACGGCAACGGUCGGCUCGGUGGACCACAAGAGCCAGCUCGGGACACGUCUACCUCCGGCGGACGUGCAGCGAAAUCGAGGCGAAGGCCACCUCUCGCCUACACGCCGGGAAGCAUGGAGUACCCGUCAGAGCAGGACGACGAAGGGAGCAGCUCCAGGGAGCAGGAGGAGACGACGACGAACGGUUACAGCACGACUACGACCAUGGAACCAAUCAGGUAUUCCUCUGAGGAAGAGACAGCGCCACCGCGAGAAGAAAGUAGGUACUCCGCCGAAGACAGGCUUCACGCGAUGAUGAGGCCGACGCAGACUGCGACCAGGAUGAAGAGGCCGGUGCCCUCUGAGCUAGGAGCCGCUGCAGCCGCGACGCCUUUGAUCAACGGCAGAGCUCCUACGACAGUGAAUGGACAACGAAGCGUCAACAACGGCAGGAAGCGCGGUGGAGGAGGGUACGCCGCGCCCGAACCACUGGCCGCGCUUCCUCCGGCGUCUUCGCUCGUCCUCCUGGCUCAAGACCCAACGCCUACUCUGGACCAGAAGGCCGCGGCCACGGCGACGACGGGUGCAGACCAGAGGGCGGCGGCUACGACUGGUGGCGGCGGGAGACCCAGGACGCUCUUCCAUCAGCAGGGAUUCCAGGGACCGUACUCGUACCGCUUCGGCUUCGACACGGCCGACCCUUACAACCCGCAAACUCGCUACGAGGAGAAGGACGCCGACGGUCGCGUCCGAGGGUCCUACAGUUACCUGGACCCCAAGGGCCGCCUACAAGUGGUGCGCUAUGAAGCAGACCCAAAGGGAGGCUUCAGGGUCAAAGGGAGCUUCGGACAGUUCCCAGGGGACAAGAAACCCUAGUCUUCUACUGCCGUCUGCGAUACAUAGAUACAUCGGUGCAUUCUCAAAUUAGCCACGCUGGUAUACGGGAGUGCCGUGUUUGGCGACUUCCCUGAGAAGAUCUAGCACGGCAUGAAACGAUGUGCCAUCAGCUGCUCGAGCUAAGAUGAGCCCUUCUUUUUGGAACUCUUUCAGUCCUGUAUCACAAGACUGGUAAGGGCUGCAUUCUUCGUUCUUUUGGUCGUGCCACUGGCUUCCGAGAGCCGGGAAGCUGUUUGUACGGUGCACAGUGCUCUAUACCGGUACUGUCAGCAUAACUUAUUGCGAAGAACAAGGGAAGAGAACACAAUGUAACCGUGUGGCCAAUUCCCCUCCGAGGAUGUAUGAGGUUUUCUUGAAGACACUGCAAUGUUGUGCAGUAGCUAUCCCAGGUUUAUGACCAAAAGCGAACAUGCAAGGGGAGAGGGCAUGGCGAACCAUAUAUGUUUCCUAUCAGGGACUUCUUGUUUCUGCUGCACAUAUCAUCGUAGUAAGUCAUGCUGACAAAAUUGUGUUAUUGUGUUUUGCAAGCAACACUGCACUAAACACAACUACUAUACAUUGGCACCUUUGCUUUGUGUCAGGAUUUGAGUGAUUUGAGUCAGAACAAAAGAAAUUGUUAUUUUGGUUUUCUGCGUAUCCGAAAUCGAAAGUGAAAACAGGUCAAAUCGCUUCGUCCCUUUCACAUUAUACGCCCGCUAAUAACACUGCAUUUACAUCCAGUUUAUGCGAGUAGGAUUCGCUUUCGCUUAUGCUGGGCACAUAUGCUCAGGUGGUCAACAGUCGGGCAGGUCUAACUUCUCAAAGAGUCAACAGCAUUUUUAUUGCUGUUCAAGGCUCACCACGAGCAAAUAUAAUAUCCGAAUCAAUGCUAGCACUGCUUCUUGCAUCUCGUGAUUCAUUUUUACCCUUGGUGACCACAAACUCGGCAGCAUGUUUUGCGCAUCCCUGAGCCAAACUUUCUGCGUGGCCGCAUAAUCGACCGUCUGUCGCUGUGAAGUAGUUGGGACCAAAGGUCGGCGCGCAGUUUGUCAACAGGGCCAGUCUUCACGUAUAAUGACUCCAGAGUUUAAGUUUUGCUCUUUAGAGAGGAUCAAAGAUCGUGUUGCAAUUGUUUUGAGACAAGCGUGAAUCCGAGAUGCCGAAAUCAUGUGCGCAUUGCACAUAUUCAAGUCACAACACAAAUUGGUAAUGGUCAGUUCCAAUUUUCUUACGGCGCAUCACAUUUGCUUGCCCUUUAUUCGUCGCUGCCGCACAUGGGGGCGCAAAUCCGAGCAACGUGCUUGCGAACCUGGAAAAGCUUUAUUUACAUCAUAUAUAUGCCGGGUGUGAACAUAUUCUUAAGUGAUAGCAGGCGGCCCGCAAGCAAGCAUGGUUUAUUCCAUUGCAAAUCAAACAAAAUAAAAGGGAAGAAGCGCUAGUAUGAGGUAUACCGUUCAACCAUACAGUGCCAUGCACAAAGUGAUGCGCGACGGAAGAACUAGCCCAACCUAAAGACAACCUGUGCUUGACUUGCAUUUUUCGCUGGCAGUACAGAUAUUUUUCCCGUUGGGCAGUUUUUACAGACGAGAUCUAGCGCUUGCUCCAGAAAAUUUUUAUAAAUGAUGAACAAUUGCAAGCAUGGAACUCCCCGAGUGCAGAUAGUUUCGUUGGAUUGCAAGGAAUUGCAUCGAUAACUUGCCUAUCCGAAGUUUAUACUACGACUGCGAAACACGUCUACGAGUCAUCGUAAAGUUGACAUUUACAUAUUUACAAGCAGAGUUUAAUAGGAACUGUUCAAUCAUAUAAGCAAUUUUCAAGGAAGAUAAGCUGCAACAAUAUAGGUGAUGCAGCGCAUGUGCCACGAGACUUGCAUGUGUGAUCGAGGAGUUCCUAUCAAGCUCUGCUUGUAGACAUCAAAUCCACGACGUCCUGUAGACGUAUUUUAAAGGAGAUAAAAAGCAACGCCUGAGGCAUAAAGAAAAAAAAACGAGGUAAAGUAAGCUGCCGUAGGAAAUCCAGGCUAGUGUUCCAGGUUAGACCGUGGCUAUGUCACGAACUCCCAGACACGGGAACACCUGAAACCGUGCGGCAUGCUAUUCCAAGCCAAUGUGAAAGGCAAGUCAGUCAGCGCCAGGGAAACGUUACCGCAAGUUUAAUAUCAUCACCCACAGUUCAUCUUUUACGUUAUACUACUCUUCACCACACCUCAUUCACUCUCAUCCCAGGUGUAAGGUGGAGGCCAUCGCGAUUUCGGUCACGAAUCAUGGUCGGCAUCAUUGUGAGACUUAUCUGAGUACUGAUAUGUAUCUGCAAGCACUUACGCCCACUAUAUAGAGGAAGUUUUUACUGAUAGAUAUAUAGAACGCAGAAUAUUUAUGUAUUCGACUGUCUGAUCAAAUCAGGCAAAAAUAUGUGCUAGUAGGCAACCAUAAGUGAGCUGAUUAUGGAGCAAAUGUGUGUACUUGCUAGAAGGAAACAAGAGAUAACACAUGGCCUCUUUUGGGCAAGGAAACCACAGUGGCCUUAUGAGUAGCUCCGAUAGGCCAUGAGGCUCGCUAGCGAUAAGAGCGAAUCAGACCACUGUAGCACGGAUUAUUCUCACUACGAAAACCAUACUUUCGAGCUUUAUAUUUUCGUUAGGAAAGAAAAGCAAGCACAUGAAAAAAGAAAAUGAAGAGAAAAAAGUCGCGCACACGUCGCACGACCGCUUCGGUCGCGAUCGAGUGUGAACCAGUUUGUCGCACGUUAGACUUACUCCCUUCUAUUCUCCUUGCCACGAGCUUUACGAGUAUUCGAGCUCGUUUUAGGGCGCCUUUGGGCUCCGGUUACCCAGCUUCAUUCACGUCAACGUGUCGGUGUCUGUACUAUGUGUAUGUCCUUGUGGGUUCGAUAUUCAGCUACAUUGUGAUAGGCUGAGAAAGAACCAAUGUAACUGUACGUAGACUUAAUUUGCAAACGAGGUAGUCUGCUAUGUUUGCAACAUGUAAUGUGGUGAAUUAUACAUUAUUACCUGUAACGAAAUGUAACCUACUACGCGAUACAUACCGUCAUAUAUAUCGAGGUCCGCUUGAUGAGUCAGUAAGAAAAACUGUGUUGCUGUGUUGUCUCCAAGUAAAAUGUUAGUUUCGGCUGAUUGGUGUUCAAACAUGCUGAAACAUUCAUAGCAAGGAGUUGGAGAAAACGAAGACCAGAAAAAAACGAGGGAGAAAAGUGCACGCGCAGCACUGCUGUUAUGCUACCAUUUAAUUUCGUGUUUUUUUUUUCUCUUUAUUUCCACUCGACGAGGUUUUUUUAUACCUUUCCUCAGUUUGUUUUGAUGUUGUUAAUGCCUGAUCAUGUUGUUUUAAGUUGGCUUCCUCGUUGUAUAUGUAUUUUUUAUGCUUUGGGAUUCGCACUACAAUGCAACAUGUGCGAAUGCGAAAGCAAGCAAACAUAUAGUGCGAACGACGCUUUUAUCUUCGUUCAUGUCUCUGUGCAAACGUUGUGACACAUACGGUCUACACGUUCCAUCUUUCUCUUGAUUUCAUCAUUGCUUGCGUUUUUACUAGUGCUUCACAUCUAUCGACGUGCUCAUACGCCUAGCAAAACACUCGUCAUUCAUUCUUUGUACGCGUAUACGUGGUGCGUUCUCUCCCGCAAUCCAGAUUUGUGAAAUGUCUUCAGAAGUUUCCCGUUUACGCUGCCGGUGGAAUUAGCUGGUUGCGAUGACUGGUUGCGAGUAAGGACUGAUCAUCAGAACAAGGUUUUUCUAUUGUACACUAGCUCGUGACUCAUUAAACGAUAACUGGCUUUGAUGUUGUCCUUGUAGUACGCACAUUUUUGCCCGCACUGUUUGGACGCAGCAUGUUGAAUAAAUGCGCGUGUUUCUGUGCCACGGA